Drosophila erecta is the source of this 7166-nucleotide messenger RNA. RefSeq lists its product as uncharacterized. Gene Ontology annotation, biological process: monoatomic cation transmembrane transport. Gene Ontology annotation, molecular function: intracellularly cGMP-activated cation channel activity; intracellularly cAMP-activated cation channel activity; protein-containing complex binding. The transcript has 13 exons. NCBI's taxonomy places the organism in Eukaryota, Metazoa, Arthropoda, Insecta, Diptera, Drosophilidae. The coding region runs from base 1582 to 5319 and encodes 1245 amino acids. Gene Ontology annotation, cellular component: plasma membrane; intracellular cyclic nucleotide activated cation channel complex. The record is from RefSeq and is a predicted model, not a curated record.
AGCUGUGCGCGCGAGCAAACGAAAGCAAAAUGGACCUUUUUCCUUUUUUUAGUAUUAAAGCGUGAAAGCAUCCAGCCGCUCGCUCACGCAGCUUCACUUCGUCGCUUCAGUCUGAGCUUGUGCGGUACUGUGAACACAACGCGGCGGUAUAGCGAUACAACGGUACGGUAUAACGGUACAUAACAGUACUGCGGGUGAAAGCUGGGCGCAAGGUGCCAAAUGUAGGGGAAAAUUGCAUGUGCCAUUAAUGUGAGGAUAUUUGUGUGAGGAUAAAACCACUGGAUUUUCACCAUCUCUCCCCCGAAAGUCCAGAAAGCUGCCUUCUGGGGGCCAGAAAAAAUCUUGAAAUUUCUGGCCACGUGUUAUCCGGUGUUCCGUUUCAUUUUACUUAAUUUUUUGAAAUCAACAUUUAUUAUGCAAAUUAUCGCAACAACAAAGAAGUGGACGUCCAAUCUCCAAAAAACACAUAAAAAAGAGGCACGAAAACUCUGAAACUGGAAGAGAUACUCGGUUUUCUUUUUUUAUAUUUGGAUGCUGCUCCUGCUGCUGCACACAGACAAUGACAGAAAUUUGUCAUCACACACACACACAUAUAAGAACCGCACGCACGGAGAGCGUAGAACAAAGGCAACGGGAAAAAGAUAAAUAAGCUUAGGAGCAGGGAGUGCGAGCGGGAGAGGAAGUGUGGAAGCAGGGGCGUCCUCCGCCCCACUCACUCACGCACUUGACUGAACAUUAAACUCUCUAGUUUUUUGUGCAAAGAUGGAGAUUUCGGACCGUUAUCCUCGCCGGCAGCCGCAUAUCGUCGGCAUCUACGUGCUCCAUCUACACACACAGCUGUAAAAUCCGCAUUCGCAGUCGCAUCCGCCAUUCGCCAUCCGCCAUCCGCAAUUUUUGACAGCUGUCAGCUUGAAAGAACGCGUGUGUGCGUGUGUGCUGGCACAGUUAUUUCCACUUGGCGGCAAGGUCAGCGCGACAUGCAAAUUGAAAAGCGCCGCUCGGGCAAAAACAAAGGCCAUAGAAUGCCCACCACCAACAACAACGACAUCAGCUACGGGAGGAAAAACAACAACAACAACAACAGCAGCAACAAUAGCAACAACAGCAAGAACAACAUCAUCUAACGAAAAUGUUUGAGAAAUAUGUCGCCACAUAUGUGCGCGCGUGUGAGCAAGUGAAAUUAAAAUUCCCGCAUGCCUAAUGAAUUCGCCCGCUCGUUCGCCGUCCCUCUCCCACGACAACCGUUAUGCGUGUGUGUGCCAGUGUGUGUGUGCGUGUGUGUCGCUGACUUCGGAAUGACAACAAAAGCAACAACAACAUUAGCAGCUACAACUAAAACAAUGGCUUGCUAAGCUGUCUGAGUGAGUGAAAAAAAGAAUAGAAGAAGGAGAGCCAAAGAGAUAGAGAGAGAAGGAGACCGAGAGAACGACCAGGAGAGAGAAAGAGAGCGAAAGAGAAAGAUAGGUGAAGGAAGGACGAAAGCAAAAGUGAAAUUUGCAGCAAAGAAAGGAGUGGUCAGAGCGGAGGACACUGGGUGCUGGGAGCAGAAGGAUCGGCGGCCAGGCGACGACAAUCGUUGGUAUGUCCACAGCCAAAAGGCUGGUGCUCUCGCUACGUGGACGCAAGAACUCGCAGGGAAACUCGGCGACCUCCUCCACCCGCCUGGUAUCCGCCGGCACCUCGCCCGGCCAUGAGCUGGAUGAAAUAGCCGUGGUCUCGGGCACAGGAUCCAGCAGUCACCACUUCUCCUAUGGCGGCUGCCUUGCCACCGGCGACGCGCCCUUGCCGCGCUACUCAACAGCUGCCACGCCCAGUUUGAGGCGUGCAACGGCCAUCGAUGUUGAUGCAGAUGCAGAUGCAGACGCAGACGCAGAUGGUAAUGACAACGAAAACCAUGUCGAUGGUUAUAGCAAUGAUGAUGACAAUGAUGAACGAUGGCUGAGAGCUCCGAGGGCUCAGAAGGUUCAGAAGGCUCAAACUCAGGCUUAUGCCGCUCACAAUGACAGGCCGCAGACCAAAACAACGGGCGCAAUACGUCAAAACAACGGCAGCAACAAGAGCAACAGCAACUGCAACAGCAACUGUAACAGCAACUGCAACAGCAGCAGCAACUGCAACAGCAGCAGCAACAACUAUAAAUCAGCAACAACAUCUCAGUCAAACAUAAACCAUAGAUUAGCGCCGAGGGCUAGCUUUCCGGAGAUAAUGCAGCCACGCCUGUCGCUCAAUGGGCUGCUGAACCCAUCGCUAAUGCCCUCGCCCCGCCCCCUCUAUCGGGAUCACAGCUCGAGGUCAAUCAACCCACUGACCGCCUAUGAGCAGCAAAUGGCCGAGCUGGACGGCAGCUUCUAUGCGAGCAAUGCCGGCUACUUGGGCGCCGGAAUGGGCGGCAGUGCGGGCGGUGGCACCACCUGUACAAAUCUCACGGUGGGCGGUGGUUCCACUGGUGGCGGUGCAAUGGCGGGUGGUGGUGGUACUGCAAACCAAGUGGGUGGCAGUGGCAGUGGUGGUGGUGGUGGUGGUGCCGCCAUACACACAACCGAACUCUCGAUCACACCCACAAUGGCCGGCGAUGAGCAGUUCAUCGAUCUGGGGAGCCUGCGACGCUUCUCGAUCGAUCGCCAGAGCUUUCUCGAUCUAGGACCAAAGUUUGGCAUGACCCAGCCGAAAUUCGGGCAGAGUGUCUCGCAACAAGGUUUCUUCACUUCGCACGACAGCCUGGCCACACCAUGCGCCUCCAGGGCCUCCAACUCGCACAUGGCCACCGUAAGCACUGCCUCAGAAAUGGAUCUUCUGCACAACAAGCAACGCAACAAGUCGCGGGGUCGUCUGAAAACGGCUGCCAGCGGCGAUCAGCCGCUCCUGGGCACAUGGAACCGAUCCACGGGACGCGGCUCGCAGGAUAACACGCUGGCCGGCGGCGGAGCCACCAGUUUGGCCAUGGGCGGCCACAACCAGUACGGUGGCAACUACUGCAACGGCACAGAUCGCUACCCGCGCUCCCGAUCCCAGCAGCAGGGGCACCACAAUGCUGCCCAGCAGGCGCAUCACCCCUACCAGCUGCAGCACUCGGCCUCCACGGUGUCGCACCACCCGCACGCACACGGUCCACCCUCGCAGGGUGGCCCUGGUGGACCAGGACCUCCCCACGGCGGCCAUCCGCAUCAUACGCACCACGGUGGCGCCGGCAGCGGAGGAGGUAGUGGACCAGGCUCACAUGGUGGCCAGCCGCAUCAUCAGAAGCCACGGCGAACGGCCUCGCAACGGAUUCGAGCAGCGACGGCGGCCAGGAAGCUGCACUUCGUCUUUGAUCCGGCGGGGCGACUGUGCUACUACUGGUCCAUGGUGGUGUCCAUGGCCUUCCUGUACAACUUCUGGGUGAUAAUCUACCGCUUCGCCUUCCAGGAGAUCAACCGGCGCACGAUCGCCAUCUGGUUCUGUCUGGACUACCUGUCCGACUUCCUGUAUCUGAUCGAUAUACUGUUCCACUUUCGCACCGGAUACCUGGAGGACGGGGUGCUGCAGACGGACGCUCUGAAGCUGCGCACCCACUACAUGAACUCGACGAUCUUCUACAUCGACUGCCUGUGCCUGCUGCCGCUGGACUUCCUCUAUCUGUCCAUCGGCUUCAACUCGAUCCUGCGCAGCUUCCGGCUGGUGAAGAUCUACCGGUUCUGGGCGUUCAUGGAUCGCACCGAGCGGCACACCAACUACCCGAACCUGUUCCGGAGCACGGCCCUCAUCCACUACCUGCUUGUGAUAUUCCAUUGGAACGGCUGUCUCUACCACAUCAUCCACAAGAACAAUGGGUUCGGAUCGCGCAACUGGGUCUACCACGACUCGGAGUCGGCGGACGUGGUCAAGCAGUAUCUGCAGAGCUACUACUGGUGCACCCUGGCCCUGACCACCAUCGGGGAUCUGCCCAAGCCGCGCUCCAAGGGCGAGUACGUCUUUGUAAUCCUCCAGCUCCUCUUCGGCCUGAUGCUCUUUGCCACGGUGCUGGGGCACGUGGCCAACAUUGUGACGUCAGUGAGCGCAGCGCGCAAGGAGUUUCAAGCCAAGCUGGAUGGCGUGAAGACGUACAUGCGGAUGCGACGUGUGCCGAAUCAUCUGCAGGUGAAGGUCAUCAAAUGGUUCGAUUACCUGUGGCUUACGCAAAAAUGCUCGGACGAGGAGCGCGCCGUGUCCUGUCUUCCUGAUAAAUUAAAGGCUGAAAUAGCAAUUAACGUCCAUUUAGAUACGCUCAAGCGGGUGGAGAUUUUCCAAAACACAGAGGCCGGUUUCCUAUGCGAACUGGUGCUGCGCCUGAGGCCCGUGCUCUUCUCGCCCGGCGACUACAUCUGCAGAAAGGGCGAGGUGGGCAAGGAGAUGUACAUUGUGAACCGAGGACGACUGCAGGUGGUGGCCGACAAUGGAAAGACGGUGAUGGCCUCCCUGAAGGCUGGUUCCUAUUUUGGCGAGAUUAGUAUACUCAAUAUGGGCACCGCAGGUAAAGAACUUGGCAACCGACGCACAGCCAGCGUUCGCUCAGUGGGAUACAGCGACCUCUUCGUCCUGAGCAAGAAGGACAUGUGGGACGUGCUGAAGGAGUAUCCGGCGGCGCGUGUUCGUCUGGAGUCGAUAGCCGUCAAGCGAUUGGAGAAGUACAAGAAGGCACCGCUGGAGAAAGUUGCCAUGGGCCGUUGCCAAUCGACGCCGGGCUUAGUCGAGAGCUGUGGCCGCACGUCUCUGGAGGAGAUGUGGCUGCCACCGGCGACGGUGAUGCACCACCACCAGGCGCUCCAGCAGCAGCAUCAGGCAUCCCAGCAGCAGUCGCAUCGACAGGAGUCCACGCAAGCCUCCUCCCAGACACAUGGGUACAGUCCCCGCAGCUAUGCCGAUCGUUUGGUCCGGGCCACGGACUCCCCCAGAUCGGUUAGCCCCAGUGCCCAUGGAUCCGAGGAACGACCACGUAGUCGAACGACUUCGCACCACUCAAUAAGGCCACAAUCCCAGCCCAGCCACACGGGUCACAUUUGCGACUCCAGUUCGCAGCUGGAGUGCUAUGGAGCGGGCGUGGGCGGUGCUGGUGGCGGAACCACGCCCCUUUUGGGCUCCCACGAAGUUCUCGAGGACGAGAUCAAGCGGCUGAGGGAACGCCUGCACACGGUGGAAUCGGAGAACCAGGCCCUGAACACGAAACUCUCGCAGCAGCAGUGGGAUCUGGAGAACCGGCUGGCCGAGAUUGAGAUGCAAAUCUGCGGAGUGUCGUCGACGUCCAGUGUGGAUCCCGAGAAUGAGACGGAGGAGCUGGAACGGAACAGAGAGAGUAUCAUUUAACACGGGAGCGUGCUGCCCCAUCAGGCGAUCGGUAUGGUGUACAUAUCAUGUUCCUCAUGACUCCACGAUCAUCAUUGAUCAUCUGACAACUGAGUGCAUUUGGCGAUCGGGCGACUUGGAUCAUUACACCGCAUCAUAUUGCAUCUAACUCUCGCUUCCCAAAUCUCCCACUCUCUAUCUGUCUCGUAUUUGUGUUUCUCCCUCUCUCUCUCUCUCCCGCCCACUAACUGUGCUUUGUAUUUGUGUGUAUGUGUGUGAUGCAUGCAUUCCAAAUUGCCUUACUAACGAAAAACCAAUAAAAAAACAUCAACAUAAACAUAACCAGGAGCAGCAGCAGCUAUACAGCAGCAGGAGGAGCGCAGGGAUCGGGAGAGGAAGGAUCAAGGCCGACCAAUGGAGAGUGAAGCGGGAACUGGGUCCUGUGCCAAAUACUUCUCGCUUUAGAGAGAUCCACACACAGAGAGAGAGAUAGAGAGAGGGGAGGACAGGGCGCCAGAUAAUCCCCAAGAUGUGCAAUUAAUGUCUCUUAUGAUCAUUACGCUACACCAAGAGUAAAAUAAAGCCGAAAAUGGCACUGCCAAAUGAAAAUUGUCUGUACAUAGGUGUGAAGAAAAUUCAGAUCAAAAUAUAAGCAAAACGAUCGUAAUUGGUUAAGCUAUGCACGAUGGAUCGGAAAGCUUUAAUAGAUUAUCCGAGAGAACUUUUUCCAGAAACCCUACAACUUGUUACCCAACACUUACACUUUUUCCAUACUACGCUCAGAAAUAGAUUGAGAUUUACAUAGAUAUAUCAUUAGGCCUAGACGCUCUUCGCUCCUUUUACUGGUAACUAAGCCAAAUCGAAACGGGUACUCGAAUUCCCAUUGUAAAUAAACUUCGCUCUAGGAACUCAAUUAGCAUUAUGGUCAAUGACAUAAGUAUGGAUCAUCUGAAUAAAUAACUAAAGAUUACUUUAACUCAUGAGUGUAACAAAUGAAUCGUAUAUCUAUUGUAAUAUUUGCUAACUGUAAUUUGAAAAAUUAAAUUUACUAGAUGUGUAUAUGGGAAACGAUUUACUUUACAACUGAAAAUAAUGCAUAAACAAUUUAUGGACAACUAAGUGAAUAUUUGCAAAAUAUUUGUACUAUUGGAAAAGAACUGCCAGAGCAUACACCACACACUCGAAAAACUAUAUUAAUAAUAAUAAUAAACAAACAAAAACAAUUUAAAAGAAAACGCUAUAGACAUUUAGCUAUUGAUAAAACCAAUAUUAAUGGGUAAAUAUGUCAAAAAGAAAACACUUUUAAUGCAAUAUUAAAUUGUACUACUGUCGUAUAUAGUAUCUACAUUAUACAUGAUCUAAAUUAUACUUGAUAUGGUAACAAUUUAAAGGUCUAAAUGUAUUUAACUUUAGUUAGUUGCCCCCAGAGCCAAACCAAUGCUGAAGAUUGUAGUUGAGAAAAAACCAAGAUUAAUUUAGGCAAGAAGGUUCUGUAGCAGAACACAGAACGCAGUUCGAGAAUCCCCAUAAUAUGGGGGCUGCGAUGAAGAAUGAAGAAUAAUUAAUUUAGCUGUAACUCUAGUUAUACCUAGUUAUACCAUUAGAUGUGUACCAGAGAAGACCAAAAAAAGAUCGAAUCUCGAUCAAAUAUGAAAAUUGUUCAGUGUCAGGUCCCGGGAGCAUUGAAAAAGGCAAACUGAGUUGAUAAGAAAACCUAAUAAUUAUAUAGCUAACUCGAUUAAGAACCUCAAAUUUACAGAAUGAGCAGGCGUUUAAGCCAGGAUACGUUUGAGUAUCUGCCGAGAAAACGGAAACUGGAACGAAUCUCAUUUCAUGCCAACAAUGAUAGGCCAAAAACUUAAGCUCAA